Physella acuta is the source of this 1529-nucleotide messenger RNA. RefSeq lists its product as uncharacterized. The record is from RefSeq and is a predicted model, not a curated record. NCBI's taxonomy places the organism in Eukaryota, Metazoa, Mollusca, Gastropoda, Physidae.
CCUAGCUAUGCCGAACGUUUGCGAAUUCUAAAGCCAACUGUAACCUUUUUAUCUCUCACACACUAAUAUGUGACUAGUUUACUAACGUCUAAACACACGCACACACAUAUUUACAGUACACCCUACCACACACACAAAUCAUCGAAGCUUAUUCGUUAAAUCAUUUCGGGAAGUUCCUAUUUCUAUUAUUAGGCAAAAGGCAUAUUAGUAGUAGGAGGGGAUUUCCAGAUGCUAUUUAAUUCCCGGUGACCAUUUUGUGAUGAUAAACAAUUUGGGAAACUAUCGUAAAAGGUAGGCUGCUUAAUUCAUUCGGGAUAGAAACACGUUUAUUGUUAUUAUAUACAAUUAGAUUAUAUUAAAACAGCAUACUAAAUCGGGUUUACGAAAGCUGUAUAAAGAAUAGUUAGCAAUUAAAGAAUAAAGGAAAACGAAAGGUCACUGAUUGCUGACCAAAGAACAAGCAAUAAACGGGAAAACCAGAAUAAAGCUAAGCAGUAAAUAAACUCAGAUGGAUGGAUUUGAGGCAAGCCCAGAUCAGGCCAACGAAGUGGAUGUGGAAUUUCCAGUUUCAGGGCUGAAGCGUUGUAGUUUUUUAAUAGUGGAUAUCGACGGAGUGAAUCGAAAAGUUAAACAGAUUAAGGAGGAGCUUCUAGCGACUGUCAAGAUAGGCAACCAUGAAGAGUAUAUCAUGGUCGUGAAUGUAGACCGCAGCAGUGCCGAGAUGGCUGACGACAGACCUAUUGUGGAAUACUGGAACCAGAUCAAUAACGGGCAUUUAAGUUUUGUCAGGAAAGCCCAGCUAGGCCAUAAACCACAACAUUGAAUUGAUCUGACAUUUUAAAAUUACAUAUAGUUACUUACCUUUGAGAUAUUAGUAUUAACAGUAUUGAACGUUAAUGUUUAAAAACUAUGUUAAAACAAAGCUCUAAAAUUUAAUUUGUAUUAAAAGCUUUUAGUUAAAUUGAUUCAUCUGCCUGUCUUUCUGUUUCUUUUCUUUUAUAUUUAUUUAAAUAGUAGCGUAGUAUUAUUUGUUGAAAAAAUAAUUCUUUUCUUGUUUUCAGUUCAUUAUUACACAAAGGCUUGUUAUUAAAACGUUUUUUAUGCAAUUUGUUUUCUUGAACAUUGUACCCACAUUAAAAUAUGUAAAAAAUAAGACGUUUUUGUGUGCAUAAAAACCAUUAUACUAAAAACCAGGGGCGCUAAAGAGACGCCAUAGCAUGAUUCUCUUUAGUCUGCAUAUUAAAAAGCAUGAUGCAUCAUUAUAUUUGGAUUAAAGAAUUUCAUAUAUGCUAAUAUUGUUCAUAAUGGUAGCAACCCCCCCCCCCCCCACGCACCCCUAGAGGAUACCCCUAUGAUAAAAAAUGAACAGUAUUUUAAUAAUAAACUGCUGGUAUUUAAAAUACUUUGAGAAAGUUUCUUACCUACAAUGUCCACGUAGGUCUUCUUCAUCAAAUACAUUUGCUGUUAUGAAAAAGAGACUGUUAUUUCAAUUAAACAUAAUUAUAUAGCCACAUUAUUUUAUCACAUGA